GCAUUGCUAUCUUGCUCCUUCCGUGGAGUGCUCUUCCCUCCUCUUCUCCUUAUAAGCGGCAAUCUUGAGCUUCGCUUGGAGUCUUAGACCAAGACACAGGUUGGCUGCUUGGGCAUAUCAUCUCAUACACACACAAAAAGAUGGCAUUCCUUGUGGAGAAGUGCAGUGGUGAGAUGGUGGAGGCCAUGGACAUGGAGAGCUCGCAUGCAAAGCCGGUGCCGGCCCCCUUCCUGACCAAGACCUACCAGCUCGUGGACGACCCCCGUACCGACAAAAUUGUGUCGUGGGGUGAGGAAGGCUCCACCUUCGUCAUCUGGUGGCCGCCGGAGUUCGCCAGGGACCUCCUCCCCAACUACUUCAAGCACAACAACUUCUCCAGCUUUAUCAGGCAGCUCAACACCUAUGGCUUCAGGAAGAUAGUGGCUGACAGGUGGGAGUUUGCCAACGAGUUCUUCAAGAAGGGCGCCAAGCACCUCCUCUCGGAGAUCCACCGGAAGAAGUCUUCGUGCUCGCAGCCACCGCCACCGCCACCGCCACCGCCGCAGGCGCUCCCUCUUUACCAGCCUUACCUCAGCCUCUUCUCGCCGCCACCUCCGCCGGUCUACCACGUCCAGGAAGACAACGGCGGGAAGGACUUCCUGGCGACUCUGUCGGAGGACAACCGGCAGCUCCGGCGGCGCAACUCGCUCCUGCUGUCGGAGCUGGCGCACUUGAGGAGGCUCUACAACGACAUCAUCUACUUCCUGCAGAACCACGUGGAACCGAUGCCGCCGCCGGCCGCCAGUUGCAAGCUGGUGGAGCUCGUCUCCGCUGGCACCACGCCUCUGCCACUGCCGCCGCAGGGGCUGCGCGGCAACGACGAGGAGCCGGUGAAGCUUUUCGGCGUGCGGCUGAACGACGGCAAUAAGAGGAGGGCGCAGGCCGUGCAGCUGGAAGAAGGCGAUGGCGACCACGGUGAUGGCCAUGGUGAUGACAAGGGAAGUGAGGUGUUGGUGACUGUAGCACGUAGAUUAAUCUUGUAG
Phragmites australis (common reed) is the source of this 1022-nucleotide messenger RNA. Its product is annotated as heat stress transcription factor B-4d-like. Gene Ontology annotation, cellular component: nucleus. Gene Ontology annotation, biological process: regulation of transcription by RNA polymerase II. Gene Ontology annotation, molecular function: RNA polymerase II cis-regulatory region sequence-specific DNA binding; DNA-binding transcription factor activity. The transcript is spliced from 2 exons. Bases 141 to 1022 code for a protein of 293 amino acids. The record is from RefSeq and is a predicted model, not a curated record. NCBI's taxonomy places the organism in Eukaryota, Viridiplantae, Streptophyta, Magnoliopsida, Poales, Poaceae.